UUUUUUUUUUUUCUUUUGGCUGGGGUUGGAACCGGGACGGCAGGGCGAAAGGACGGCUCUCUGCUGCGGGAAGUAAGCGCACAUCACGCAGCUUUUCUUUCCCGCGUUGUCCUCCAUCAGCUUUUCCCCUCUGUGGAGAUGAGGAGAUAACCAGCUUUGUGGGGUCCCACUGCGUAAAAGUUUGAAGUGCUCAGCGGUUCAGACAAAAGCAGCAGAAAAGGAAGAAGAAAAAGAAGAAGAAGAAAAUGCUGGCGUUCGAGACCGUCGUGCUCUGCCUUCUCCUCGGAGCCCUGACUCACGCCCAGAAGGCAGACUGCAACCAGAAGAGAAACUGUCCCAUACACCUGUACUUCACCAUAGACACAUCUGAGACCAUUGCGCUGCAGGAGUCGCCCCCUGGAGCGCUGGUGAAAAGCAUCCGGUUAUUCACGGACCAGUUUGUACGACGAUUGAAAGAUGAAGAACUCCGGGGCGUCGUUAAAAUCACCUGGGAGAUCGGAGGACUGCACUUCUCCCAGACUCAGGAGGUUUUCAGCCCCAUCCAAGGAAGGGACGCGUUCCUCUCCGAUCUCGUGAGAAUUGAGAGAUACCUUGGAAAAGGUACCUACAUCGACUGCGCUCUCCGAAAAAUGUCAGAGGAGAUGCUGCGUGGACCCCCUCCAACAACCACACCCCUCCGGUUCGCCGUGGUCAUCACUGACGGCCACGUGACCGGAAACCCAUGUGGGGGCAUCAAGGUGUCGGCGGAAGACAUGCGUGACAGGGGCAUCAAGGUGUUUGCCGUGGCGGCAUCGGCGAACACCGAGGAGACGGGACUGAAAGAGAUUGCCAACUCCCCGGCGUCGGUCUUCAGGGACGACUUCAUGGCUGUGGACCUUAGCCGGGGCAUACCUGUCAUACAUACUGCAACGAUAGACCGCAUUAUCAAGACAAUGAAACAUAUGGCAUUCAUAGAAUGUUAUAACGUGACCUGCCUGGAGAAAGACGGACCACCUGGUCCAAAAGGCCACAGAGGACAGAAAGGAGCAAAAGGAGAUAACGGUUAUGCAGGACAAAAAGGUGAAAGAGGUCGCCCAGGAGACCCCGGCAUUGAAGGUCCCAUCGGUCAGCCUGGUAUUAAGGGUGAUUUUGGUCCAAAAGGCGAGAAGGGAGAUAUUGGAACACAGGGCAAAAAGGGUGUGGCUGGUAUUCCAGGACGUAACGGAACCGAUGGACAAAAGGGCAAAAUUGGACGGAUUGGUGCCCCGGGUUGUAAAGGAGACCCAGGCGACAGAGGUCCCGAUGGUCAUCCAGGAGAUGUCGGCGAACGUGGUCGUCCAGGAACUGAUGGGGAGAAGGGUGACCCUGGGCGCCCAGGAAGAGCUGGUCCCCCUGGCCAGACUGGAGAUGAUGGACCAAAGGGAGAAAAAGGAAGUGAUGGAUCACCUGGCCCUCCUGGAACUAAAGGAACAUCUGGAAUCCCUGGAAAUCGGGGAGAACCGGGCGAGGAAGGAAGAAGCGGAGACUACGGGCCCAAGGGUGAACCUGGAUCAGAUGGUGCCAAGGGAGAGAAGGGUGAAAUGGGACCAGAGGGCUUGAGAGGACUCCCCGGAGGACCAGGAAGCAAAGGUGCAAAGGGAGACACUGGCUUGCCAGGACCUAGAGGACCACCAGGAUCUCCAGGGGGGCCUGGAAGAAACGGCUCCAGUGGAGACCCUGGUGAUAUGGGACCGAGAGGAGAGCCUGGGCAGCCUGGACCAAAGGGAGAUCCUGGAAGACCUGGCUUUAACUAUCCUGGAUCAAGAGGAGAUCCAGGUGAAAGAGGGGACAAGGGCAAGCCUGGACCCCCUGGCAGCAGAGGAGACUGUGGUCAAAAGGGAGACCCCGGAAAUAAAGGAACUCCAGGAGAUCCAGGUGAACCAGGGCCCCCAGGGGAACCAGGGUCAAGAGGACCAAGAGGAAAUCCUGGUCCUAAUGGAGGUCCAGGUCCAGAGGGAGAUCCCGGGCUUACUGAAUGUGAUGUCAUGAACUACAUCAGAGAGACGUGUGGCUGCUGCGACUGCGAGAAACGCUGCGGAGCCGUGGACAUCGUCUUUGUUAUCGACAGCUCAGAGUCUGUGGGACUCACCAACUUCACCUUGGAAAAGAACUUCGUCAUCAACACCAUCAACAGACUGGGAACCUUUGCCAAAGACCCGCAGUCUGAAACAGGCACAAGGGUUGGUGUGGUGCAGUACAGCCACAACGGGACCUUCCAAGCAAUCCAUCUCAACGACAGCAAAAUCAACUCUUUGACGGCGUUUAAGGAAGCUGUGAAGCGGUUAGAGUGGAUCGCAGGAGGAACCUGGACUCCAUCUGCUCUCAAGUUCGCCUACGACCACCUGAUCAGGGACAGCCGCCGAGCCAAGGCCAACGUCACGGUUGUCGUGAUUACGGAUGGACGCUUCGACCCGAGAGACGACGACAGACUGCUGCCGUAUCUGUGCAACCACCCGGGUGUCGAGGUGAGCGCCAUCGGUAUCGGAGACAUGUUUGAGCAGGUCGAGGAGAACGAGAGUCUGCAGAGCAUUGCCUGCCAGAAGCCAGGCAGAGUGAUGGGAAUGAGACGAUUCGCAGACCUGGUGGCAGAGGAAUUCAUCGACAAGAUUGAGACCGUGCUCUGCCCUGAUCCUGCCAUCAUAUGCCCUGAACUUCCAUGUAAAUCAGAGCCAGCUGUGGCUGGUUGUAUGCAGAGGCCGGUGGAUGUGAUCUUCAUGUUGGACGGUUCGGAGAGGAUGGGCGUGGAGAACCACCGCCGGGCCAAGGAGUUCAUCGAGAACGUGGCCCGCCGCCUGACCCUGGCCGACGGCCCGAACGACGACACCAGGGCCCGUCUGGCUCUGCUGCAGUUCGGCAGCGCAGGAGACCACAAAGAAGAGUUCCCGCUCACGCAUAACCUCACGAUCAUCAUGAAUUCGCUGGCUGCUGUGAACUAUUUGGAUUCCUCAUCCGUUUUGGGCAACGGCAUCAUCUAUGCUGUAAACAAUCUGGUGAUCAGACAGAAUCAACGGCUGUCCCGACGCAACGCUGAGGUGGCCUUUGUCUUCAUCACGGACGGAAUAACCUCCACCAACCAGCUGGGCGAGGGCGUGGACGCCAUGAAGAGAGUGGAAGGCGUUCCCACGGUGAUCGCGUUGGGAAGUGACACCGACGAAAAAGUGCUGCGCGAGGUGUCACUGGGAGACUCAUCUGCCAUCUUUAAGGGUGACGACUUCUCCGUGCUGGGCAAACCUGCUUUCUUUGAGCGCUUCAUCCGCUGGAUUUGCUAGUGAGGAACUGCAUUGCUCUGCACAAUAGAGUUAGAAGCCAUUGAGUGACAGAGGGACCAACUCCUUCAGUGUACAUGUAAAACCCACACAGAGGCACCAGAUGUAACUCUGUGGCCAUUAUCAUUCCUGAAUAAAAAGCACUGAGGUGGCUCUAUAUUGUGUUGUGUUCAGGAAGAAAAAUUUGCUUGCAGAAUUGAAAGGAGCCUAUUCAGGUCCAACUCUUAACACACUUCCAGAACCAAUGUGUCCAUUUACACGUCUUGUCAGCACUGCUACAGUAGGUAUGCCACAGGAGAAAUUUGUGAUUAUUGAGUAGUAACCAAGCACACUAUAGGUUUUACACCGUUUUGUUUUUUUUUGUUUGUUUUUGGUUUCGUUUUGUAUUUUUUGUAUUAUUUGUUCAGCUUACAGGAACAAACUCUUGUCUGUCAUUUUCUCUUUGACCCAAACUUACACACGCUACUUCUUUAAAAGUCAAGUAUUUACAUUAAUGGUGCUAUCUGGGAUGUUCUGAAAACAUUGUUUCUAAUUCACAUUGUACUAUUAUUUGUAUCAUUUAUUCUGGAGAUAAAGGAACAACAAAACAAAAAAAAAAAACUAAAUGUUGCUCUGAUGACGUUCCAGAUGAAUGCCUAGCAGAUACAGACCGAUAAACGAUAACAUCUGUCUGCAGAAAGUUCAAAUAAAGACCAAAGUGUGACCCCAA
Messenger RNA from Gambusia affinis (western mosquitofish), 3993 nucleotides. RefSeq names its product collagen, type VI, alpha 2 (gene col6a2). The transcript is spliced from 32 exons. The record is from RefSeq and is a predicted model, not a curated record. Bases 246 to 3287 code for a protein of 1013 amino acids. NCBI's taxonomy places the organism in Eukaryota, Metazoa, Chordata, Actinopteri, Cyprinodontiformes, Poeciliidae.